Micropterus salmoides (largemouth bass) is the source of this 2104-nucleotide messenger RNA. It is a transcript of the gene mboat4, whose product is annotated as membrane bound O-acyltransferase domain containing 4. The record is from RefSeq and is a predicted model, not a curated record. The transcript is spliced from 3 exons. Gene Ontology annotation, biological process: peptidyl-serine octanoylation; lipid modification. Bases 272 to 1672 code for a protein of 466 amino acids. Gene Ontology annotation, cellular component: endoplasmic reticulum membrane. NCBI's taxonomy places the organism in Eukaryota, Metazoa, Chordata, Actinopteri, Centrarchiformes, Centrarchidae. Gene Ontology annotation, molecular function: serine O-acyltransferase activity.
ACCAAAUAUGAAAAUCAAAAUAUAGCUGACGGGAUUAUUACAAAUGGACAGAGCUGGUCAACCAGGCCUAUAAUACAAAUUAAGAUAAAAGUGGCAGUCUGUGAGAAAUGUUGAUCAAACAAUCAAAAAGACAGUGAAAACGCACUUCUUUUGGUUGCUAGAGUUGCUGAAAUAUGUACUAACAAAAAGCUCCAGUAGUGCUGAUAAUGUCAACUAUUAUCAGCACUGUGCGAUAAAUGUAAACAAAAGGAACUGCUUUAAUGCGAGCCACAUGGACAGGCAAAGACAGUCGGUCCAGGUAAAACAAGUAUUUCACCUCUUUAAGGGCAUCAAACGUCUGCUAUCAGUGGCUUCGUUCUUUCAGCCAGAGCCAGAUAUGGGUUUGAUGGACUGGUUGUGGGAGCAGCAUCAGUUUUUAAUGCACCAGUGUUUUUCACUUCCAUUCGCAUUUUUGUUUUGUUUUCUUGCUAAACGGGGAUAUCUGUCCUUGACGCACAGGUACCUGUUUGUUUCUGUCGGAGGAUGUGUCCUGGCAGGUGUCACGAUGGGUAUCUACAGCAUGCUUCUGUUCACCUCCACCUUUGUCUUUAUUCUGCUCGUGUGCUCUGUGGAUCCCAGAUGUAUCCAUGCCUGGGUGUUUGGUGUCCAGAUGUUGUGGCAAACCUUCUGGCACCUGCUUAUACAGUACAGGGAAUACUACCUGCGUGAGCCCGUCAGCAUCAGAUUGUUUUUGGCAGCGUCCUCUUUGAUGCUGCUUACGCAGAGAAUCACCUCAGUCUCCAUGGACCUCCAGGAGAAACGAGUUAUGUUGCCACUGAAUGCUUCAUCCAAACGGGAGGCUUGUGUGAUGCUUCUCCCUCUUAUCAGCUACAUCCUCAAUUUCACCACACUGCUUGGUGGCCCUUUGUGCUCCUAUAGCCGAUUCGUGUCCCUAAUGGCGGAAAUCAGCCUCAACCCUCUGCCUAAUCCACUGAGUGUGGUCUUCCUAAAGUUGAUUCAAGUGUUAUUGCUAGAGUGGGUAAGACAUGGUCUUUCCUAUUUUCUGAAACAUAACACCUACGAUCCCUCCAAAUCUAUCAUUCUCUAUGGCGUCCUGUGGGUUUGGGGUCUAGCGGUGGUUUUGAGGAUCCAAUAUUAUUCUCACUGGAAGAUCAGUGAAUGCCUCAAUAAUGCAGCCGGGUUUGGCUUCUGGGAAAAUUCAUCAGGAGACUCCUCAGCCUGGAGCGGACUAUCUGAUGGGGAUUUCUGGACCAUCGAAGCCUCGACCCGCAUGUCAGAGUUUGCCCGUCGAUGGAACGCCACAACAGCUUCAUGGCUGCGUAGACUGGUUUAUAUAAGGUGCAAACAUUUCCCGUUGUUCAUGACUUUUAGUUUUUCAGUGUGGUGGCAUGGUUUGCAUUUAGGUCACUUUGUGGGAAUGAUGACCUGGGCAGCAACAGUGAAAGCAGAUUAUCAUAUACACAGGCACUUGUGCCCAAAACAUCCAUCAACAUGGAGGAAGAUAUACACUUGUUUAAGCUGGAUAAACACUCAAAUGAUUGUUGCUUGUAUUGUUACAGCAGUAGAAUUAAGAAAUAUGUCUGGUUUGAGACUUUUGUCUAUAACAUACAUAGGUCUGUUUCCACUUUUUAAUAUAAUCCUGCUCUUUCUCAAACGCAACACAGUUUACUAAUGUAGUCACAUGACCACACUCCUAUACUUACCUAUUAGUGAUAUAAAGGGUCCACUCCAAUAUGACAGCUUGUACUGUCAUCAAAAUAUAUGAAUGGACUUUGUGUUAUUCUCAGCAUGGAGAAUCUGCCUAACAUAUUGUAUGUUUGUGUUGCUUUUCUUUGUUGUUGGUGUUGUUUGUACUGUUAAUGGUGUUUUGUUGAAUUGGGAAAAAUUAAUAAACAAAGUGUUCAAUAAAAGCUGCAUUAGGGCUGGACAAUUUAAAAAAAUAUAUUUUGAUUAUUUUGACUGAUUACAAUUGUGUUAUGAUUUGCAAUAUUAGAGGGAUUGUUUAUUUUUUACAUCAUUAUUCUCAUUUUCAUUGAAAAACAAUUUUGGCAUGAUUUUUUAAAGGAUUUGUACCAAACAAAGAUCUUUUCUUAAGCAUGGAGAA